Messenger RNA from Rotaria sordida, 1146 nucleotides. NCBI's taxonomy places the organism in Eukaryota, Metazoa, Rotifera, Eurotatoria, Philodinida, Philodinidae. The record is from the annotation of a GenBank genome assembly.
AUGUCCUACCGUUAUGUCUAUCCAAAUAGAGCAACAGUCGUAGGUGCAGCUCCUGGUAGUGGUUAUAAUGUUGACCCAGGAUUAAUGUCUGCUGGUUAUCCAAAUGGUAUGCCAGCAGAUAUGUAUGAUGAUCGUCGACAACGAUCAUAUUCACCAGGAUCAUUUUCAUCCGAUAGUGAAAGUACUGAUGAUUAUGAAUAUCGUGGACGAAUGAUUACACGUGAAGCACGAUGUCCACGUGAUGUAGUUCGUGCACCAACUCCACCUCCAAUUAUUAAACGUGUAGUUGAACGAGCUCCAACACCUGAAGCACCUGUUAUGGAACGAGUUAUUAUUCGACCACAAGCUCAGGAAAUUGUUGAACGUGUUAUUGAACAACCACGUACACCACCACCACGUAUAAUUCAAAAAGAAAUGCAGGAAGAAGCACCACCACCAAUUGUUCGAACACGAGUUAUCAAAGUUGAUCGUCCACUUUGCAAUGCUUAUAGUCAACCAGGUUCACCAUAUAAUCCUUCAUAUAAUGGAUUGCCUUCAUGUUCAAAUGGUGUUAUGGGAGGUAAUAAUCCUUAUCGAACUCAUUCAAUUCUAGCUUCAGUUGGACGACCAGUUGGAUUUCAUCACCCAGUUGAUCAUAAUCCAAGUUUUUCAUCAGCAUCAAGUUUUGACUAUGCUCCACCAAUGUCAAUGGCAACAACAGUUCCUCAAACAACAAUGAUGAUGAUGCCAUCAUCACAACAAGUACAACCUAUGGGUGUUAUGCAACAACAACAACUACAGCACCAAGUACAACCAAUUGGCGUCAUGCAACAACAACAACAACAACAACCAGGACAACCUAUGGGUGUCAUGCAACCACAACCAGUACAACAACUUGUAUAUCGACCAGUUCAAAUACAACCAUCAGUACAACAUAUGGCACCUCAAUCAAUGCAACGAUUAUCAUCAAAUUAUAUUCCUUCACAUUAUAUGUAUUCAGGACAUCAAGGAAUGUCAUUGGGUUAUCGUCCAAUGAUGCAACCAGGUAGAAUGAUUCCAAGUGGUAUGCCAAUGAUGACUGCUGGUAAUACAUUUGUUCCAUCAGCAAAUCAUUUUCCAAAUCAACCACAAAUGUUUAAUCCAAUAACUCAACAACUCGUCUAUUAA